UCCCUGCAUGUGGUUAUACAUCAUAGCCUCUUCUCAUCUAAGUACUUCUUGUGUUUUACUAGUUGAUCUGCAAGUAGAACGUACAAAGACCAUGUCGAAUCUUGUUUCAAGCUGGUCUAAGAACGUUCAAGCCGUGCCAGCGAGUUAUAUUCUUCCAGAGGAGAAGAGGCCAGGAGACAUACCAGUGCCUCUAUGCAAGGACAUUCCGGUAGUUGAUCUAACAAGGGUAGAGGGUCUUGGACGAUAUGAAGUAGUUCAGACCAUGAUGAAAGCUAGCCAGGAUUUUGGAAUUUUUCUGGUGAUCAACCAUGGAAUACCAGAAGAACUAAUGAAUGGCGCGAUGAGCCUGUGCAAGGAGUUCUUCGACAUGCCUGCAGAAGAAAAGGCUGUGUAUUACUCUGAAGACAAAACUAAGAGUUUUCGUCUCUACACAAGCCAAUUUAGUCCCGAAGCGAACAAGGUUGUAUCCAGUUGGAGGGAUACGCUGCAUCACUACUCAUGUCACCCUUUGGAGGAGAAGAUCCAAUCUUGGCCUGGAAAGCCAGCCCGGUAUCGAUUAUCAGCAAUGGAAAGCUAAAAAGUGCUCUUCAUCGAGCCGUGACGAAUACAAGUACUGCACGGACGUCCUUGGUCAAUUUUAUUGGUCCAUCGCUACAAUCCAUUAUAGAACCAGCAAAAGCGCUUGUUAGUGAAUCCAAUCCAAAACUCUUCAAACCCAUCUCAUCUAAGGACUACUAUGAGCUUUACAUGGUCGCUGUUCGUGGGCCUCAAGGUUCGGCAUUGGAUUUGCUCAAGCUCUAAAUGAGGGAGGACAAUCUAGAGCUGGAAAACGGUUGGAUUAUAUA
Molecule: messenger RNA, 845 nt
Organism: Rhododendron vialii
Lineage: Eukaryota; Viridiplantae; Streptophyta; Magnoliopsida; Ericales; Ericaceae
Product: hyoscyamine 6-dioxygenase-like
Exons: 3
Coding region: 8-577 (189 amino acids)
Source: RefSeq, a predicted model, not a curated record